Messenger RNA from Cottoperca gobio, 1091 nucleotides. It is a transcript of the gene srd5a2b, whose product is annotated as steroid-5-alpha-reductase, alpha polypeptide 2b. The transcript has 5 exons. NCBI's taxonomy places the organism in Eukaryota, Metazoa, Chordata, Actinopteri, Perciformes, Bovichtidae. Gene Ontology annotation, molecular function: 3-oxo-5-alpha-steroid 4-dehydrogenase activity. The record is from RefSeq and is a predicted model, not a curated record. The coding region runs from base 4 to 945 and encodes 313 amino acids. Gene Ontology annotation, biological process: steroid biosynthetic process.
AAGAUGGAAAAAAUAAUCAUAACAGCACCUCUGGCAAUGUUUGUACCUACCCUGGAACUGGGAGCACACUCGCAUUUCAGCAUUCUGACACACCUCUCCGUUUGCUUUGGGAGGAGUCAUACAGGCUGCUUUCAUCCAUUUAACUUCAUACAGACUCCAAAGAAAAGAUUACCGCAACACUGCGAGAUGCACUGCUGUGGGGACUUGGUCAGCUUUCUCAGCUGUGGGAUGAUUCUGACAGGACUCUGGCACUUGGUCCAUCUCAGGAAGACGCAGACCUCUUAUGGGCGCCACAUGAGACUCUCUCCUCCGGUGAGGACGGUCCCAGCCAGACUAGCCUGGUUCCUCCAGGAGAUGCCAGCUCUCCUGAUCCCCCUGCUUUUAAUGCUCACCUCACACAAACCAUCCAGUAUGGGGAAGUACCUGCUGCUUGGGACCUUCUGCAUCCACUACUUUCAAAGGACAUUUGUCUAUUCACCGCUGACCAGAGGAAAGCCUUUCCCACUGGGCGUGAUGGUGGCAGCAGGUUUAUUCUGCUCUGUGAAUGGUUUCCUGCAGGGACACUACCUGCUGCACUGUGCCCAGUUUGAGGAUGAAUGGACAGCUGACUAUCGCUAUAAAACUGGUUUACUGCUGUUUUGCAUCGGAAUGGCCAUCAAUAUACAUAGUGACUAUAUUCUACGCAAUUUAAGGAAACCAGGGGAAGUAGUUUACAAGAUUCCCACAGGAGGUCUGUUUGAAUACGUGUCUGCUGCCAACUACUUAGGAGAGAUUGUGGAAUGGUUUGGAUACGCUGUGGCCACCUGGUCUCUGCCAGCACUCUCGUUCGCUUUGUUCAGCCUGUGUUUUAUUGGACCAAGAGCCUAUUACCAUCACAGGUUUUACCAAGAGAAAUUCAAAGACUAUCCAAAGUUACGAAAGGCUUUGAUUCCGUUCAUCUUCUGAGAGAAAGAAGAACCUGGCUGUCAUCUUGUAAGACAAUAAAUGAGGCAACAGCUGAAGACAAGCCCCCUAUUGUUGUAUUUUAAACAGAAAUUACACUCAUAUUACUGAACAAGAAUCGGUUUAGAUCUCAUUACACUAAAUGUCAU